Molecule: messenger RNA, 3237 nt
Organism: Symbiodinium sp. CCMP2592
Lineage: Eukaryota; Dinophyceae; Suessiales; Symbiodiniaceae
Source: the annotation of a GenBank genome assembly
AUGAUUGAACUCGAAGAUGGCACGAUCGCACCAGACAGGGUCUCAGCAGAUCAGAGGUGGUUACGGCACUUUAGUGAGAUAGAGGACGGUGGCCCAGUGCAGGUUGCCGAUCACAUCAGAGCCUGCCUAGAUCGCCAAGCUGGGCAUGAUCUUGAAUGUCUGCAGCUGAUGCAGAGGGACGUUCCGUCCCUGCUCGACGUUGAGAAAGGGCUUCGCUCUUCAAAGAGUGAUCGGGCCAUCGGAAAUGAUGGGGUGCCUCCUGACGUCCUUCACCUUCAGGCAUCUGGCCUUUCCAAAGAGAUCUAUAAGAUCUUCUUGAAGGUUGCAAUGCGCUUGCAAGAACCCUUAGCGUGGAAGGGGGGGUCAUUACACUCUCUGUGGAAAGGCAAGGGCAGUCAGACCUCAUGCAGCAGCUAUCGUGCCAUCCUUGUGAGUAGCUCAACAGGAAAGGCUAUUCACAGUGUCUUCAGGGGCAAGUGCGCGCCACUGUUAGACACUGCAUGCACCACCAUGCAAGUCGGAGGUCGCAAAGGACAGCCUGUUCAAAUCGCCACGCACGCAGUGCGUUGCUUCUUGAGUGCCUGUGCCAGAAAGAAGCUUUCGAGCGCGCUCCUGUUUGUUGAUCUGCGCGAAGCAUUUCAUCGGGUCGUGCACCCACUUGUGCACGGGGGCCCGUUGAAUGACCACCACGUUGCGGGAUUGGUUAAGGAGCUUGGCCUGCAACCAGAGUCUGUCCACAGAUUGCACGCAUAUGUCAAGGAACGCUCCCUUAUUGAGGAAGCAGGUGCGUCGUCUUGGACCGCAAGCAUGAUGCGUGAGUUCCAGACUGAUGCUUGGUUCACGCUCGGGGCUUCUCCUGACAUUGCUGCUGUUAGGGGUGGAACGCGUCCGGGCGACAGCCUGGCAGACAUUGUUUUCACUUUCCUUUUCGCCGAGGUGUCCCACCGCAUACGGGCAGCCUUCCAACAAGCAGACAUUCAGGUUCAGAUCCCCUGGAAGCCCCAGUGGUUGUGCUCUAGUGAAGCAGUUGGCAUAGACGAUGCCGGAACUGCGUCACCAGUCGACGUCACAUGGAUGGACGACCUGUCUGUGCUCAUUCAGGCCAAAAGCCCAGCCAGCCUGAUUGAGAAAUUGAAAAUCGCCGCCACAACAACCGUCGACCAAUGUCUGCAGGCAAUUCUCUUACCCAACUUGCGAGCCGGCAAGACCGAAGCAAUUGUCAGCUUUCAUGGGGCAGGCACCAAGACCAUCGGGUCUGAACUCUUCAGAGGAGAUUGUCCCACCCUCGCGCUUGAGUCGCAGCUAUGGCCUGAUGCCCGCCUACGAUUAGUUGCCUCGUACAAACAUUUAGGCGGCAUCGUCCAUGCGGGCGGCAACCUUAAAGCCGAGCUGAAAGCGCGGAUAGGUUCAGCCUGGGCUGCCUUUGCCAAGCACCGCAAAAAGAUUUUUCAUUCACCUGUGGUGCACCCGAAGGAGAAAGCUGUGUUGUUUAGCAGCCUCGUUGCAUCGACACUCUACUAUGGUAGUGGAACCUGGUCCGGAAUUCCUCCGAGUGGCAUUGGCAGGAUCCAGCACUGCCUAGUCAGCAUGGCCAGAGGCAUGCUGCGCCCCCGCUUCAAUUUCGAGGAAGCCUGUCAUCUUGGACAUCUGUAUGUGCUUGCACAUGCCAGGAUCCCCACUGCCCUCACAUCGUUGCAUACAGAGCGGUUACGCCACUUGAAGGCGACGGUGAUCAAAGCUUCUGAUGAACUGUGGGCUCUGUUGCAUUACGAAGUCACCUGGCUUCAAGAUGUGCAAGAGUCCCUCCAAUGGUUCAGGGGCCAGCAUGCGGUCUCGCAAUCGUGUCUACCACAAUGGGGAUCUUGGGAGGGAGUCGUAGCCUUCAUCAAAGCCUUCCCCAACCGCUGGAAAGCAGCUGUCAACAAGGCAUGCAGCACUGCGAUGCUGCAGGAACUCUGGCAAGCUGAAGUUCGCCAAUUUCACGGCCUAGCGUACCGGAGCUUUGUCAGUGCAGGAGCAACUGAUGGUAGCAAAGUUUUGCUUCCUGCAGUGCGUGCGUGUGGGCCCGAGUUCCUGUGGGAUUACACACCUGCCAUCGACGAAGCAUACCAGCCUGACUUGAGCAUUCUCGCUGCACUUGAGGAUUGCUUCUGUCAUGAUGAGCUGCAGCACACCAGCUGGCAUGGCUUGCUUGAGCAUGUUCGGCAGAUUUUCUCACAGGUUUGUCUGCAGCAAACCAGGCUCAGAGCCACUGCUACUCAGUGGGCCAAUCAGGUCGAGGAGGCCCUCGCAGCUGAUGAAUCCAUUUCAAUUCAGUGGGCCUCUCUGCACAGAAGGCUCGCUCGCAUUCUUCCCCAGGUUGACUUCGUCGCUUGGUUAGGAGUUGAAGGAUCUGCUGCGGUCCAGGCUACUUCGACUUUCAGGGAUGCCGAACUGCUGUUACCUUGGCUGGAGUUAGACGCUGUCCAGUUUGAGGUACCGAGCCCCAUCAAGUCUUUCAAGAGCAUCGAGCCCUCUUUGUGUCGUUUGAGACUUUUCUCCGACCUUGUCCGGGGUGUCUUUCUGAUGUGGAGGUUUGGAGUGCCUGCUGGCAUUGCCAUCCCAAAGAUCUCCUGCAAUGCGGUAGAGGUCGUUCGCAAACUAGCAGGCUCCUUCCGCCGUCGGCAGAAGCUCUACAUCACCAUGGUGCUUCCGAUGGCUUUGCUCCGCACGGCACAGAAUCAGCCUAUGAUGGUGGAGCUCAAGAACGGAGAGACCUACAGUGGCGUGCUCGCCUCCUGCGAUGGCUUCAUGAACCUGCACAUGCGCGAUAUCGUGUGCACUUCCCGCGACGGUGAGCGCUUUUGGAAGAUCCCGGAAUGCUAUGUUCGUGGCAACAGCAUUAAGUACCUACGCUUGCCGGACGAGGUCAUCGAUAUGGUGAAGGAUGAGCCGCAGAGAUCCGUCAGCAGUUCAAGGCUCGUGGUCGUGGCGGACGUGGCGGCAAAGGCGAGGGCCGCGGCCGCGGUCGUGGAGGGCAGGCUGCGGGCCCGGGGCAGAAGCGCGAAGGGGGUGGCGGCGACAAGGCCGGAAAGAAGGCACGCGGAUGAGCAACAUCGGCAGGCAAUGGCGUAUCGAGAAGACCACUGGUGCCACCGACUUUGGACGCUGGCUGGAUCCAACAUCAGUGGCGCUUGCGUACUAGAAAUAUGCGCUGCUUUGCGGACUUGCUUGACUACUUUAUCGUCAUGUUUAUGA